This is a messenger RNA of Bactrocera neohumeralis, 2561 nucleotides long. It is a transcript of the gene Pli, whose product is annotated as protein pellino. Gene Ontology annotation, molecular function: ubiquitin protein ligase activity; protein binding. Lineage: Eukaryota; Metazoa; Arthropoda; Insecta; Diptera; Tephritidae. The transcript is spliced from 10 exons. The record is from RefSeq and is a predicted model, not a curated record. Gene Ontology annotation, biological process: regulation of Toll signaling pathway; protein polyubiquitination. The coding region runs from base 579 to 1853 and encodes 424 amino acids.
UGUGUUAACGUGUUUUGGGGAUCACUGCGUUAAAAUAAAAUAAAAAUAUAAUAUUUAUGCAUAUGAAGUUCUCUUCAAUUAAAAUACAAACAUUAUAAUAAAUAUUUCAUUAUAAUAUUAAAGCAAACGAACACGAAUGUGGAUUACGCGUCGCAAAGGAAGAAUUGGAAAUAGGUUUGCAAUUCGAAUUCUACAUAUGCCUGUGAAAAGAAUUCAAAACGCAGAAAAAUCGAAGCAAACAGCAAGAAAGCAGCUUUAAAACGCAGUGCACACCAAUUCGGAAAUGAAGUGAAAAUAAAAAGAAGCGAAGCAAAUAAAUAGUGUGAAACAGCAAAAUAGAAGCUGUUGAAGUAGAAAAGAAAAAGUGCAUUCGCUAUCUCAUUGCAGUUUUGUGCUGCAUUGUACACCGUCCGUUCAGUGAUUUUCAUUAUCUACGUAGUUAAUUGCAGUAAUUCCGUGCUUAUUAAAAAUAAUUCAAAAUUAAUUUCCGGCGCAUAAAAAUAUUUUCAAAGCUGGAUUAUAAUAAAUCCGACGAUAUUGGAUCUCUACAGGAAAAUAAUUCUGGAGUGACCAACAAAAUGGUGAAACGCACCGACGGCACAGAAUCUCCCAUAUUAGCCGAAGCCGAUGCAGAUGGUCAUGACAAACCGCGAGUGCGAUAUGGUGAACUUGUUAUACUGGGCUAUAAUGGUUAUUUACCGCAAGGUGAUCGCGGUCGCAGACGUUCAAAAUUCGUACUUUACAAACGUACAGAGCCGAACGGUGUGAAACGUUCCAAACACUAUAUCGUCCAAUCGCCACAGACAUCGAAAGCUAUAUUAGAUGCCAAUCAGCAUUCAAUUUCGUACACACUGUCACGCAAUCAAGCUGUCAUCGUGGAAUACAAAGAAGACACGGAAACGGAUAUGUUUCAGGUUGGCCGCUCAUCGGAGUCCCCCAUAGAUUUUGUUGUUAUGGAUACAUUGCCCGGUGAUAAAAAAGAUGCAAAAGUCAUGCAAAGUACAAUAUCGCGUUUCGCAUGUCGAAUACUCGUGAAUCGCUGUGAGGCAUCCAAAGCGCGAAUAUUUGCCGCGGGCUUCGACUCAAGUAGAAAUAUUUUCCUGGGCGAGAAGGCCACAAAAUGGCAGGAUAAUGUCGAAAUCGAUGGUCUCACCACAAACGGUGUGCUAAUAAUGCAUCCAAAGGGUCAGUUUUGCGGCGGCAAUGCCAAGUGUGGACUCUGGCGCGAAUGUUCCGUCGGCGGCGAUGUGUUCAGUCUGCGCGAGUCGAGAUCGGCACAGCAAAAGGGACAGCCGAUUUACGAUGAAUCCAAUGUGCUGCAAGAUGGCACACUGAUCGAUCUGUGCGGUGCCACGCUGCUUUGGCGUUCAGCCGAAGGCCUACAACAUUCACCGACCAAGCGCGAUUUAGAAAAGCUAAUUGAUGAAAUCAACGCUGGGCGUCCGCAAUGUCCGGUCGGUUUGAAUACCUUAGUUAUACCUAGAAAAGUGAAUAUUGGUGAUCAAGUGAAUCAGCCUUAUGUGUACUUAAACUGUGGACAUGUUCAGGGUCAUCAUGAUUGGGGCCAGGAUAAGAGUACUGGCGCCCGUCGCUGUCCCAUGUGCCUCGAAGUUGGUCCGGUCGUUACGCUUUGUAUGGGUCUAGAACCGGCCUUUUAUGUUGAUGUCGGUGCACCUACGUUCGCUUUUAAUCCAUGUGGCCACAUGGCGACUGAGAAGACAGUCAAGUACUGGGCCAAUGUUGACAUACCACAUGGCACGAAUGGCUUUCAGGCGGUUUGUCCCUUCUGUGCGACGCCACUGGACGGUUCAUCCGGUUACAUUAAGUUGAUUUUCCAAGAUAAUUUAGAUUAAAUUACAUAAUUACUAUUAUUAUGUUUAAAUGUAAGCAAAGCGCAUAUAUUUUGCAAGAAUGCAAACUAGCAAUGUUGCAGUUUAUCAGCCCUUUUAUAUGCAUUAGUACAUAUGUAUACAUUUAUAUAAGUGUAUAUAUACAUAUGUAUACACAAUUGUAAUUACAAGAGUUGUACGCUGAGGCGGAGCUUUUUGGCAAAUGUCGUGCGAAAGUGAAGUUAGUGGCGUAGAGUAAUGCUACUAUUGUAAUGAUUAUACAAUUACUUUUUUAAUUUAUAUUUGAGAAACUUCUCCCCCACAAAGAAAGCAUUGGCUGAUAAGCUUUAACAUACAUACAUUUAGUUUAUUUGCCACACACACACACACAGGCAACAACAAUUACAAAAUUUUAUUUCAAUUAUAUAAAAUGAAAGAAAUUUAUAUAUAAACACAUAUACAUAUACAUACAAACACACACAUAUACAUGGCACUAAAAAACGAGUGAAAAGCGAGAAAGUACUACAAAGAAAGUGAGCAAAAUGAAAAAUGAAAAAUGAAAAUAAAAGUGCAUAAUUUUUUGUUUGUGUGUUGGCGUUGUGCAACUGCUGCACCGUUAUUAGGGUUCGUAAAGCCAGCUGUAGUGGUAUUGGAUUGUAAUGAAUUGUAAAGAAAUAACAAGAAAUUAAGUUAUGUAAAAUUUAUAAUAAAACUAAAAUACAAAACCGUAAA